Ustilaginoidea virens is the source of this 1626-nucleotide messenger RNA. RefSeq lists its product as uncharacterized. NCBI's taxonomy places the organism in Eukaryota, Fungi, Ascomycota, Sordariomycetes, Hypocreales, Clavicipitaceae. The transcript is spliced from 3 exons. The record is from RefSeq and is a predicted model, not a curated record. The coding region runs from base 1 to 1626 and encodes 541 amino acids.
AUGCCGGCCCUGAAAUCAAGCUUGCGUGCACCGCGGCCGCUUUCGGGGCUGAUUGCCUCGCGAUGCAGGCGCGGCGGUUUCCUUGUCUCGCACUUUUCGACUCCUGGGGCAAAUCGCAGCGAACAUAAUCAGCCGGGCAAGGACAGCAAUGCCGGCCGACAGACCAGGUCGGGCGACGCAUCCGUGUUUGCCAAAAUGGGCGAAUCCGCUGCUACCACCUUUGCCUCCAUCUGCGUCUUGGGGGUCGGCUUCGCAGCAGCGGCCUACAUCUACCACAAAUCCUACAAGAUGCUCGUACUGCAGAAGAUGACCCGGGCGUUUGAGCCCGGCGAUCCUGUUCUCGAACUGGCCGCCGUGGGAAAGGAUGUCCCCCACAGUCACCCUUCGAGCGAGGAGCAUUGGGUGAGACGACCCGAGCAGGAACACGUGGACCGCAUCGUCGCGGGCCAGGAAGUCGGACACUACUACCUGAUCUUGGGCGAAAAGGGCUCGGGCAAAAGCAGCAUGCUCAUCGAGGCCAUGCGCAAGGUCGAUGGCGACGGCGUUGCCAUGUUCGAGGCUCACGCCGACCCGGAAAUCGUGAGAAUACGCCUGGGGAAGGCGCUCGACUACGAGUUCCACGAGGACUACAUCGGCGGAUACUUUAGCGAAAAGGGCCCCAGGGACAUGGGCGCCCUCCUCGACAUCGAGCGCGCGCUCAACAAGCUGGAGAAGGUGGCCAUGAAGCUGUUCCCCGCGAGGAGAAAGCCCCUCGUCGUCAUUGUCAACCAGAUGCAUCUCAUGCGCAACGACGACGACGGCCGGAACCUCAUCGAGCUGCUCCAGCAGCGCGCCGAGCAGUGGGCGGCCGCGGGACUGGUCACCAUGGUCUUCAACUCGGACGACUACUGGGUAUACGAGCGCUUCAAGCAGCUGUCGACGAGGAUGGAGGUGCUGCCGGUGACGGACUUGCCAAAGCAGCAGGCGGUCCAGGCGUUGCAGCGGUACCGCCUGCGGUACUUUGGGGAAAGGUUGACGGAAGCUCAGCUGGACGACGUUUACGACCGCGUGGGAGGCAGACUGAGCUUUCUCAACCGCGUGGCCAAGAGUCACGACAUGAUGGCCAUGUGCGAGAAAAUCAAGGACAUUGAGAAGAAAUGGUUCCUCAACCAGUGCUGGAUAAUGGGAGCUGACAUGGACGACGACGUCAUGAACCAGCAGAAAUGGGCCGCGGCCGCCAUGGUCCUGGCGCAAGCCCUCGUUGAAAAGGAAGCCGAAAUGGCUGGCACCUACGACCCGCGGCAGGGCCACAUGCUGCCGACCUACCCGUUUCAUGUCGCGCAAGAAAUCAUGACGCGAUGCGACUUCAUCCGCGAUCUUGACAGCCUGAACCUGUUCACAAUCACGAGCCAGGCGGAUGUGCGGGCCAGCAGUGUGCCGAUGCAGCUCGCGUUUCGGGAAAUAUGCAGCCAGCCAGGCUUCAAGAAGCAUCUGGAGGACACGGUUGAGCGCAUCGCCGCCAUUGAGAGCUUGGGCCGAACAAGGGAACUAGUUGCCAAGGACUUGGUACUUGGUGGCCAGUACGGCAUUGCUAGAGGCAAGGGCGAGUUUACUGUAAGGCUCGAGAGACCUCGGGAGAGUUCGUAG